AAGCUGUAAAUCAAUAAUUGAAGUCGUGUUUUCUGUUUCUCGUGUUGUUUUAGUGCCGCUGUGUUUGUCGACGAGCUCGUACACGAUGCUGAAAAUAUUAAUUUUGAAGGUUGACAACCCGUCCUGUCUCUGGGGUCGGGUUGUCCGGGGUCCGGGUGGAGACGCAGAGACGGCAGUACAGUACGACAGUCUGCUUGCUCAGAUGAACCUCUUCUACCACGACGUCACUCAGGACCUGCGCAAGCUGAAGCCCACAUCGUUAGAAGAGGGACAGGUGUGUGUGGUGUACUGGUCGGUGAUGAAGUCGUGGUGUCGGGCUGUGGUGGAGUCCAUCAUCAUGGGCUCAGUGUCCUGUCAGGCUCGCUGCCUCCUGGUCGACCAUGGAGAACGACUCGUCGUGUCGUCAGAUCAGAUCAGAGUUGCUGUGCAGAACUUUCUCCAGCUGCCUUUCUGGGUGAGAAGGUUUCACCUGGCAGGACUCAAACCUUCGACCCUGAGAGUGUCCGUCUUUGAGGAGAUGGCAGAGCUCAUUUCAUCCUCUCAGUGGGACAGCUCCGCCACACUCUACCUGCAUAACCUGCUGCAAGCGUCGACUCUGACGGAGGCUGUGCUGCUUGAGUCGGAGUCAGACUCCACCUCCAUCCAGCUCUACCUCACUGUAGGGAACGUCAAGAUCUGUGUAAACGACGACCUGGUGGUCAAGAAGUUUGCGUUUUACAUCAGAGAGUCAGCCGAUGGCGGCCAACUGGAUGAGGUGGACCAAUGCCCUGUCAUGUUGUCGUCCAGCAUUUUAAAGCAGCUCAGCCCUUCAAGGACUCUGUGCACAGCUGCAAACAUGCCGACAGCACAAACACAACCACCUCCUGUGAUGUCACAAGGUCUGGCUGCAGGCGGAGCAGUUGAUUGGCUGACGGCUCCCUUUUCACCUCAGAGACAAUAUGAUCUGACCUGUGAGGACGGCUGCCGGACAAGCGCCACAGAUGAACAACUUUCUUCAAGUAGCCAAUCAAAGAACGGCUUGGACGCUGCUGCUGCUGCAGAGAGUGACUCAUCAGAGGAGACAGACUCGUCUCUGGCUGCAGCUCUGACAAAAAACCUCAGCCUGUUCAGGUUUCUGAAGUUUCUGAAUCCUGGCAGCAGCUCUCAGCAAGCGGCUCCCGCUGUGAGUCAGCAGGAGGAGCUCACAGACUGUCAACCUGAAGAGACCGCUUCAGCCACCAUCACCUGCACAGGACUCGAUGGACAUGCUUCCACUACAACAACACAGUUAGUGUUGAACCCUUCAUACGACAGAGAGGCGGUUACACAGCACGAGGAGGCGUCAUCUCUCAGUGUGAGUGGACAAAGAGGAACUGGAGGUUUUUAUGAGAUCCGUCAGAUUGAAGAGGAAACAAGUGGGAGAACAUCAGUAGAGUCUGAAGCAGCAGACAAGACGUGGAGGAGUGAAGAAGACCGGGUCUGUUCACGCCUUCUGGAAUGGUUGAACCCAGAGCCCCUGAACUCUGAUCCAGACGCUGAAGACAAAGAGGUUGUUCACUUUGAUCCCAGGAGGAGUGGGAUUCUGGUGCACUCCGCCCUCCCAGUGGAGCCCUGCUCCUGCCUAGAUGAUGCCCCCGUCACAGACACUCUCCGCCGGGUGUUGCAGAGGAAACAGUACAACAGUCUGUCUCCAGCUGACUGUUACAGCUGGCCAGCUGUGGCUCGAGGAUGCAACACUGUCAUCGUCUCCCCCAACGCCGACCAGCCACUCAGCUACCUCGCCCCGCUCCUCACCCACAUCCUGCUCAACUCCAUUUUUACCUCCCUCACCUCCAGCGCAGGGCCCAUAGCGGUGUUAUUGUGUCCAGGCUGGGAGAAGGUGCAGGCCGUGUACGACCUACUGGAUGAGACUAAGGUCGCCCACACCCUCCACCCUUUUGUUGUGCUGCUAGGCGUCGGUAAAGAUGAGGCAAAGACCAUCAGGAUCCCAAAAAACUGCCUGCUUUUAGUGACCACGCCUUUCAGUCUGGUCCGUAUGCUGUCCUGCCACUGCUUCCUGUUCCUGCGUCUGUACCACCUGGUGCUGGACGAAGCCGACCAGCUCUUCACUCUCGCUCCGGAGCAGAUGGCGACCAUCUUGCAGCAUUUCCAGAAGGUGACCUCCAGCGAGCAGAAGGCUUCCUGUCCCCAGCAGCUCGUUGCUGUUGCCAAAAGAUGGACCAGUCACAUGGAGGGCUUGUUAGCCAAUCACAUGCCACACCCCUGCAUUGUCCUGACUGUCCCAGAGGAGGCUGCUCUGUACGGCAACAUUCACCAGAUCAUCCUCAUGACUCUAGAGAGCAGUAAGAUCUCUGUACUGCUCAGUUCGCUGGAUUUCAACCCAGAUGUCGGACAGAAGACUCUGAUUGUAGCCAACUCUGCUCAGGAGGUGGAAAAUGUGUUCAAGGCCGUGUCCAACAAGUCGGUGUUCUGCCUCAUGACCCACGAGGGGUUAACUCAUGACUUCGACUUUGUCAUCCAGCAGUGGAGGAAAGACAUUGGCCCCGGCACUCACCUUAUUCUAGUGACCACCAACGAGUGCCUGAGGUGUUUCGGCAUAAGAGAUGCCACUUGUGUGGUGCACUUCAGCUUCCCCACAUCUCCUAAAGUUUUCGGCAGCCGACUGUUCUGCAUGGCCGAGAACUUUAGGGACCUUUCUGAAUGGGUUCCAUCCCUCAAUCAAUCAGAGAGCAGCCCGUCUCUCACAAGGUCCGUGCUGCUGAUCUCUGAGAGGAACGCCCGUCAUGUAGUCGGGGUUCUUCGUUACCUGAUAAGAACGAAUGCCCCACUGCCCUCUGAGCUGCUGUCCUUCGCCCAGGGUGUCCACACGGCCCGAGAGGACCAGAAGACCACCAGGCCUCUCUGCAAACACCUCAAGAGCUUCGGCGUGUGCAGAGACAGCAGUGUGUGUCCUGACCGUCACAGAUUCAUCCCCCGCCUGGAUCAGUCAGUGCUCCCUGCCUCAGGAGUUAUAAAAGUUGUGCCGCUCUACAUUAAGACAGCAUCAGUCUUCUAUGGCUGUAUCAUCAGGAAGGAGGAGGGAGGUUUCCACAGUCUGCUGUCUGAGAUGACUUCUUACUACGCCGACAAGAAACCCAGAGCCAAAGAGCUCCUGGAGGGCGAGUUGUACGCUGUAGAGGAGGACGAGGUCUUCUACAGGGUAAAGAUACUGUCCGUCCCCGACAAAGGCGACCGGCUGAUUUUCAGCGUUCUUGUUCGCUUUAUUGACGUGGGGAAGGAGGAAGAGGUCAAAUCCCAUCAGAUCCUGCAGCUUCCGGAGCAGUUCCACUCUCUGCCGGGUCAGGCUGUGGAGAUCAUCCUCGGCCGAGUGAAACCAGUCGACAAAGAGACCGAAUGGCACCCAAAGGUCACCAGAGCGAUCAGCCAGAAGAUCCGAGGUCAGCAGCACCGAGCCAGAGCCGUUUUCAGUCUGGGAAACACCAUUUUUAUUGACCCCAUGGUGCGUGUGAGUCAGGUGCCAGGAACGAAAACUGUGAUCAAUGAAUACAACGUGCAGUCAGAGAUCCUAAAAACUGGGAUGGGAGUCAGCAACCCGGAGCACCUGAACCUUCUGAGGGCGCUCUGGCAGGAGAGCAAGACUGACAGCUACAAGGAGGCAGGCAACACGUCCGGGUCCACAGAUGGUCCAGUAUCUCUGGAGUUCAGGAUCAAAGCUGAGGAGGAGGUUCUGGCUGAAGCGUUCAGAGCAGCCGAGGUCAGCUGGCGCGCUAACCCUCCUCAACUCGAACCAUGUGAGCCGCUCAGUCCAGAGUCUCCAGUGAUCCCGUCCUUUGUCCCAGCACCGCCAGAACCACAAAAACCAGCAGCAGCAGCAGAACCAAACCCAGUUCCAGUGUGUGAUCAGACACCCUUGUUGUCUAUCCAAGAAGCUAAAGCACUAAACUCCUACACUCCUGAUCUGAAGUCCACUGAGCAGAUCAUGAGGAUCGGAGAUGGAACAGAACUUUGCCCCCCGACCAGCCAGGCAGCUCACGUCAACCCUGGUGGACCUGCAGGUGACAAUCAGAGCAGCAGCCAGAAGGUUGCCAUCCCCAAUGAGACCGACUGUGAUGAUUCCACUAAAAGUUUCCACCCUCAGGUCCGCUGGCACCAAACGUCCGACUCUGUGAUUGUAACGGUGAAGCUGAUGAACCCGGAGAACCAGAGCUGUGGUUUUCACCCCCAAAGAGUCGUCUACAGCGGCAGAGUAAACGGUCGGACCUACAGAGUCAACCUGGAGCUUCAGGCCAACAUCGCUGCAGACCUUUGCUGCUGGGAAAUGAAGUCCAACGAGCCGGUCCUCAAACUGGUCAAACAACAGAAGGGAUUCUGGGAAAAACUCCUGAAGACCAAGAAUAUCUUCGUGAGUUACAACAUGGAGCACUUUGAAGAGGACGAGGACAGGACCCUGAACGGUGUGUGGUUUGAGGAGAACACAGGAGAGGACCACUGCUACCUGAACCCAGAGAGCAACAGUGACAGCGACUGAAGAGGAACGACUAACGCUAAGAAACUGAAAACAUCUCUCCCCAACACAAACAUCUUGACUUCUAUUAUACUUUACCUUCAACC
Labrus mixtus (cuckoo wrasse) is the source of this 4590-nucleotide messenger RNA. RefSeq names its product tudor domain containing 12 (gene tdrd12). The coding region runs from base 86 to 4507 and encodes 1473 amino acids. The record is from RefSeq and is a predicted model, not a curated record. The transcript has 37 exons. Gene Ontology annotation, biological process: germ-line stem cell division; transposable element silencing. Lineage: Eukaryota; Metazoa; Chordata; Actinopteri; Labriformes; Labridae.